This is a messenger RNA of Phaethon lepturus (White-tailed tropicbird), 1511 nucleotides long. It is a transcript of the gene BSDC1, whose product is annotated as BSD domain containing 1. The annotation marks the transcript as partial. NCBI's taxonomy places the organism in Eukaryota, Metazoa, Chordata, Aves, Phaethontiformes, Phaethontidae. The transcript is spliced from 9 exons. The record is from RefSeq and is a predicted model, not a curated record. Gene Ontology annotation, cellular component: cytoplasm.
UCUACAGAAGCUUUGGAGUUCAUGAAACGGGACCUGGCUGAGUUCACUCAAGUAGUGCAGCAUGACACAGCCUGCACUAUCGCUGCUACGGCCAGUGUGGUCAAGGACAAGCUGGCAAGAACAGAAGGUUCCUCAGGUGCCACUGAAAAGGUGAGAAAAGGGCUCUCCGACAUCCUGGGUGUCAUCUCUGACACGUUUGCUCCCUCGCCGGAUAAGACCAUUGACUGCGAUGUCAUAACACUGAUGGCAACACCCACAGGUACCACAGAGCCCUAUGACAGCGCCAAGGCUCGCCUCUACAGCCUCCAGUCAGAUCCAGCCACGUACUGCAAUGAACCUGAUGGCCCUGCUGAGCUCCUUGAGGCCUGGCUCGCUCAGUUUAACCUAGAGGAGAAGAAAGGGGAGAUUGCAGAGCUGCUGGCAACCAGCCCUUCCAUCCGGUCUCUCUACACCAAAAUGGUCCCGGUGGCUGUUUCCCAUUCUGAAUUUUGGCAGCGCUACUUCUAUAAAGUGCAUCGCCUGGAGCAGGAUGAAGCUCGGAGGGAGGCUCUGAAGCAGCGAGCGGAGCAGAGCAUUCACCAAGAGGAGCCAGGCUGGGAAGAGGAUGAAGAGGAGUUCUUGGGGAUGUCACCCCUGCCUUGUGCAAACGUGAAAUUUCCAGAAGCAGCAGAGCAAGAAUCUGCCCCUGCAGCCCUGGAGAGAAGCCACCCCAUUGCUCACAAGGGACCCUCAGAGGAAAGCUGGGCCGUCCUCCCUCCGGAGCCAGCCCCAGCAGAGGGGAGCCCCUCUGAGAGCAGUGAGAGCAUCUCCCUUGUGACUCAGAUUGCAAACCCUGCCUCUGUGCCUGCUGCGCAGCUACAGACUGGAGCACAACCAGCUGGGGAUGGAGACCUCUCCCAGAGGCUGCUGGAGGCCACCUCAGAAGAGCAGAGCUCCGUGCCAAAGCCCCCCAAACCUGCUCAUCCUUCUGCAUCUGCCCGGGAGUCAGCAGCAUCCUCAGAGCAACUGGCUGUUACAGAGCUCAAAGAGGUGGAGAGCAAAGCCCAGGGCAGGACAGAGACUCUGAAAGAGGAAGGACCAACAGAUCUACGAGUCUUUGAGCUGAACUCGGAUAGUGGGAAAUCCACUCCUUCCAACAAUGGCAAGAAAGGCUCCAGCACCGAUAUCAGUGAGGACUGGGAAAAGGACUUUGAUCUGGACAUGACUGAAGAGGAGGUGCAGCUGGCGCUCUCGAAGGUGGAAGUGUCUGGGGAGCUGGAAGAUGAAGAGUGGGAAGACUGGGAGUAAAGCGGCUGCUUCCAGUGUGUGUCACAGGCUCAUUUCCACCAUCGAAUGUGAAUUAAAUCACAGACUGGCUGUUCCUUUGUGUGUAACUGUGCUGGGGAUUGCAGUUCCAGGCUGGGGGAGGUUCAUUUCUGCUAAAUCCUGUGGGCAACUCAAGUCACCGCUUCAGACCUGGAGGAGGAGGAGGAGGAAGCAGGAGUCCACUUGUAUACUUAGCUGCUAGGGAG